Molecule: messenger RNA, 5890 nt
Organism: Dromaius novaehollandiae (emu)
Lineage: Eukaryota; Metazoa; Chordata; Aves; Casuariiformes; Dromaiidae
Product: T-cell activation Rho GTPase-activating protein-like
Exons: 10
Coding region: 2089-3078 (329 amino acids)
Biological process (GO): signal transduction; regulation of Rho protein signal transduction
Molecular function (GO): GTPase activator activity
Source: RefSeq, a predicted model, not a curated record
AACUCUGGGUUUAGGAAAACAACUGAACCAUGAUUUCAGACUGUUCACUGUCCAUUCCCCUGUUGCUCACGGGACAGCUUCAGCUUGGGUUAAUCCUGAAAUUACCUCGACUCCUACCAAUACAUGCCUCUUCCCUUCUGAGAGGCGAAAAGGGCCAAUGUAGACUAUUUGCCAAGUGUCCCACAGCCCCUUAUUGUCCCUUAAGUGUAGGGACAGCAAUGUCGAGACAAAACCGCAUGUAGAGAACCGGUUCUCUACAGGGACACAACCGUCAUCACUCAGGAACCCAGCAGAAGAGGCAGGAAUCAAACCUCCUCACUAGCUGAUCGGCUAGAAAAAGUGAAGAAAGCUAAUGCUAUGUAGAUCAAGGCUAUUUGAAUGUUGGCAUAUGAACGCCCACAAAACCCUUCCUUCCCAAUUUCUAAUUACAAACCAGCUCUGGCAACUACACCAGUUCUUUAAGAACAAAGAAGUUUUUCAGCUGACUUUUAAUGCCAAUUGAAACUGGAUGAUGGCCAACUCUAUAACAUGCUUGCCCAUGGUUAACCUGAGAGGUCGAUAAGCUGGAGCAAGUCCAACAGACAGUAAUCACGAUGGUCGGGGGGCUGUAGCGCUUUAUCUAAGCCUGGAGAAGAGUUGGCUCUGGAGGGGACUUAAUGGCAUCCUUUCCAAACCUGAAAGGAGGUUAGUGAGAAGGAGGGUUGAACUAGAUGAUCUCCAAAGGUCCCUUCCAACCUCAACCAGUUGCUGAUUCUGUGAUUUGGAAACCUGUGGGGGAAAUGCCCUCUCAGGAACGGCUUUCAAGAAAGGCAGCAGGCACAGCAUCCCAGCGCCUACACAGAAACCCGGUGUGUGUUUUUAGUUGAGGUUUUCUUUUUGUACUUUACAGAACUCAUUUUACUGCACAUACUCUGAACACAGUUCCUCCCAUGUCCCAGACUGCAGACAUGGAAAUGCCCCAGCAUCGGAGGAGACAGAGGCCGGGAGAUGGCCUGUCACUCCUGCAGCCCCCAGGGCUCCACCCGUCCCAGCCGGCGCAUCACAAUGUGCCACAGUGGCAUCACAGUGACCCGGCCACGGCCACCAGCGCGUGUCCCUCCCCGUGCGGCACUGCGCUGGCGUGGGGCAGUGCGGACAGAGGUGGCUCCCAGCCUGGGGUCACUGCCCGGCACAGGGACACGUGUCCAGCCUCACGCAGGCCUGGUCGGUGCCUGGCGCUGCCGCAGCCGUCUGCCCGGCCUCGGCGCCAUGGGGCAGGCCAACAUCUGCGGCGCCCGCGGCGCUGCUGCCACCCAGGCACAGCCCGGGGCCCCUGGCCCCGUGGCUCCUGGCGCCCGCCGCGGGCUCUGGCGCAGGGCAGCCUCCCGGCCCCCGCCGCCCCUCGGCACCUUCGUCUCCAGCGGGAGCCCCCAGCUCCUGCUCACCCUCCCUGUGCAGGUGACGCGGCACCAGCGCACGCGCCAGAGGCACCUCCUGCUCUUCCCCCACGCGGUCGCCAUCGCCAGCUUCAAGUAAGAAGAGCCACCACAGCCCUCCUUCCUCCCCAGCACCGCCUCGGCCAGGGUCUCCCGCGGGAACGCUGCAUGCCCAGCACUGCUCUGGAAGGAGAGCAGGGGGCAGGAGAAGGGCACAGGCUCCUGCUCUUGUCCUCCUCCCCUGCAGGCCCUCACCAAGGGUGCUGCUGGCAUCACUGCCCUGCAGCCACUUCUCCAACGGCCUCUGCGUGGCGGCUGCAAAGGAGGCUCCUUGCUGCUGCCUGGGGCUCGGGGCCACCCUCCCCAUGGCUCUGCCCUGGGAAACGGCUCUUCCUGGGGGACAGCUGGGGUGGCCCCCACGCUGCACACCCACACCCCAGGCCCUGCUCUGCCUCCCUGCAGGUGCGGCUCCAUCUUCUGGCUGAAGCACCGCGUGCGGCUCAGCGAGCUCUGGGUGCUGUGCAGCGAGGAGGCAGCCGCAGCCAGGCCUGAGGAGGAGGAGGAGGAGGUCUUUGGCCUCAAGUGCAGCCGCACCCUCAUCCUCGUCUGGCCCACCAACCUCUGCGUGGUGACCUUUGGGUCGCAGGAGGUGAAGCAGCUCUGGCUGGACACGAUGCUCCGGCAGAGCCCAGGAGCCCCAGGAGCCAGGCUCACCCGACUGCCCUCCCUGCGGCUCCUCACCAAGGUCAUUGGCUUCUACGGUCCCGAGAUGUCACUGACAGCGGCGACCGUGGAGACGCUGAUUUCGGUAGAGGCUGACGCCAAGAAAGGCCCCCGCUUGGACCCUUCCGACGGCGAAGAGGCACUUGGCCACUCGGCUGCAGAGGGAGCGAAGGCAAGAAGGCAGGUGAUCUCCUGGCCACUUGCUCGGCGAGGAACCCCUGCCAGCAGGGCCUGCCCUGUCCCAGGGCAGCUCGCCUCUGGCCCCAGGGCGGCUCUCUUUGGCCAGCCUCUGGCAGCUCUCUGCGGGCAAGACGGGGGCCUGCCCCAGCCAGUCCAGGAGCUCCUGGCUAUACUGUAUGAGAAAGGGCCUGCCACCGAGGGCAUCUUCAGGAAGGCGGCGAGCGAGAAGGCCCGCAAGGAGCUGAAGGAGGUCCUAAACCAGGGCAAGAGCGCUGACCUGGACAGCAGACCCGUGCACCUCCUGGCAGUGGUGCUGAAGGACUUUCUUCGGGAUAUCCCCUCCAAACUCCUCGUGGACAGCCUCUACGAGGAGUGGAUGCAAGCGCUGGAGAAGCCAAGCCAGCAGGACAAAAUUGACAAGCUGAAGGAGGUGGCCGACAGCCUGCCCACAGCAAACCUCCCGCUGCUGCAGCGCUUGCUCGCUGUGCUGCGUCACAUCAGCGAAAACGUGGAGACCAGCAAGAUGGACACCAGCAACCUUGCGAUCUGCGUGGGGCCAAAUAUGCUGAGCCCCUGCACGGACAACGUGCUCACGCUGGCAGAGCUGAAGGAGAGGAACGACAAGGUGACAGCCCUGGUGGCGUUCCUAAUAGACAACUGCCGAGCAAUAUUUGGGGAGGACAUCACCUUGCCCUUCAGUCCCUCAGCCCAGGAGUCACCGGAGCACACCAACAGCUCCACAGGUAGGAGGAGGCACUGAUGGUUGUGCCAGGCCAGGGCUGCUGGUUUGCAGUCUUGCCUUGCAUAGCAGAAGACAGAAGGCUGUGGCAAUGCAGAGAGCUGCAGACACUUGAACAUGGUAGUGCAGUGGUUGCCCCCUGGAACACUUUCCAAAGGACAGCACUCCCAGAACAGCAUUCCUCCCAGAUGGGAAACGUCUGUGCACUUCUGCUCCUCUCCUAGUUGCUAACGCUGGCCUAGAAGUGCACUCUCACAGGACAUUGUCCUCGGGGGUCCUUGUUUUCCUAGGGUGCGUGGUUCCACAGCGAAAGCCCCCUUGUAUCUUCAGGUGGCCCCUAACAAAGACCUAGCAGGCUCUUUCUCCCCACAGGACACCCAGGGGCUCCUCAGCAUGACGGUUCUGCCUGCAACAGCGCGGAGCCGCAAGCUGAAGGCAGCACCCCCGUGUUGGAGCUGGAGCAGCCCAAGGGCAGGAGCAGCAGUCUCCGCAGGCCCUAUCCUACCUGCGUCUCUGCCCCUUCCCUGAGCAAUUUCACCAGUGGCAUCAGCAGCAUGGACAGGUGCUUCUCAGAACCAGACCUGUCCUGCCACGACCGCCUGGAAGGCUGGGCAAGGGAGCAGGAGGCCAGCGAGAGGGAGGGCAAACUGCCAGGGCAGCAGUAACAGCUAAGGUUGCAGAAGGAGGCACUGGAACAACACCGUGCAGGAUUGCCUUCCCAGCUAUCAAACAGCUCUCCCUGCCCCAAACAGCCUCCAGCUGCUCCCUGCACAGCUCCUUGCCUCAUCUGAUGCCUCCGUCUUCCCCACUUCCACACUACUUUCACCCUCUACUCCACAAAAGACCUUUCGAAAGAGGCCCCAGGCUUUUUCCAUCAAGUGCACCGAGGACGGCAGGACACCUGGCAGAGCCAUCGGAAAGCGCUGCGUGUCAUGCUCUUUGGCAAACCGCAGGAAAAGGUGCCCAAAAAUCCUCCAGAGCUGGGGGCCUGGGAAAACAGGAGCUGCCAGAGAGACAGCUCCCCAAGGACAGACAAUCAGUUCUCCUGCACAGUUGUCCAGGGAGACAAGAAAAGCCCUUGCCUGUGGCAUAUCAGCAAGGCCCCAUUUCAAGGCAGCGGAGGAAGUGUUUCGAGAGGAGGGUGGAGCAGAGGAAUUCUGGAAGAACCCCCCCUUAUGAAGAGCCUCCCUAGACCUGCCUGACCACGAGAGUUCCCUCUGUGGCCUCACAGUAUCAGCCGCGAGAUCCACCACGUCCAAGCAGGACACUCUGCCCCCCUGCCCAUGCACCAGCUGUGCACAGGACACAGCAGAGGUGUCUCCAAGGCAUGUGCUCAGGGCCCGAGGUUCUGCACAGAAGGAUUUGGAGGUGGAAACCACAACCCACACGGUUCCUGCUGGAAGAAACUCCCCUGGCAGUUUCCCUGGGACCCCUGCAGCACAUCAACUGGGAGCCGUGUGUGAAUCCUGUCAAGGAUCCAGCCCAGGGGUCACCUUCUUGGGCACCCGAUGGAUAGGGGGACGGAAAACACUGCCAGAAUCUAUAUGAGAGGUGAUAGAAAACAUUCCCACACUUUCAGAUCAAAACCCUUGAGACCUGUCUGAGGAACUUGGCGGGUUUUGGAGGUGACACUUUCCUGGAUUCCGUAUUCAAGUAGCACCUCUGCAUGAUUUGCUGAGGAAAAGCUCCCUACGGAAUUGGGAACCUCAACACCAGGCAGCAUUAAGUGCUUUCAAAAAGGAAAUGCUUGCUUGACCAUCGAGGGGGCACCCCCCAGCCUACAUGCCCAUGGGAUUACGGCAACAAAAUGUGCAAGGCGGGAUUAUGGCAACAAAAUGUGCAAGGCGGAAAGGAUUACACCGUUGCCAUAGGCUCUAAAGUUUGGCAAGGGUGCCAGGAGAACCACACUCCCUUGGAGAAAGUGCUCUUAGCUGCCUAAGAAGGGCAGCUAACAACCGAGCCAUUAACGCAAGAAGGGAAAAAAAGCUAUGCGUGCUGAAAAGUAUUACAGGCCCUUAGAAUGCAGCUACCAAAGAGCUCUUCUUCCUGUUGCUAGGGACUGGACGCAUCAGGGACAUUCAUACAAAAGGAAUGGCUUGAGGCCAAGAUGCUGUCAUUCCUAGUGUCUUUCAUGGGAAUGUGUGGGCACCUGCCUUGGCAGGAGAUCAUUUGCAUUGCCGUACUCAUGGCACUGAGGAGGUUAGCCAGCACUGCAGCUACUGGCUAUGCAGGCAGGGAUUGACCUGUCCUACCACGCCCAGAGCUCUGGAAUUAGGCAGGAGGAAACACUCAGCUGGUCCCUGCGCCCGGCAACUUGCCUGUGGUACCGAGACAUGACGAGCAUAUGACAAUGCUUUGGGAGGCAUCUGGGUAUGCACCUUCAGUUGUAUUCCCUGCAAAGAUGAUGUCAGCUGUGAAGUUGGCAACGUUAGCUGUUGGAAUGGGACAUCUGCUUUUGACCAAAUCACCAAGCAGAAGUACUGCUUAGCUUCUCCUGGGACUGAACACAAGAUGUCUUCUUUGGCACCAUUUAAUACCUCCGUCACACUUGGAGUGACCUUCCAUCAACUAGACAGCUUUCCCAAAAAUCCCCGCCAAGGCCACUAAAUGUCUGUGCAGAACUGGAAAACACUGAGAAGAGAGAGAAGGAAAAAUGAGGGAUGAUCUAGCAAACUGAUUCAGUGAGCAAAAGUGGAAACCCGCCUGCCUGAACAGCCUUGGGAUGAGAUCUUGAAAGGCUGGUCACCAAAAGCUCUCCGUGCAUUGCGAAUGAUGCUACCUGCUCUGCUCCUACUGUUAAUAAACACCGCCUUGUUCUUUGUUGUCACCUUGA